GAGAGAAGCGACCUUGUGUCUCAUAAGAAAACGUGGUAUGCUUGUAUUAAUUGAAUGGUUCUGAAAGAGACAUUUUCAGAAGAAACAAAAAAGCAAUUGUGCCAAACUAGAAGAAGAAGCUAUAAUCGAGGUGUGCUCUACUGAGAUUUUGCAUGGGUGCUGCAAAAAAAAAAAAGAGAUUUGAAUGGGCCAUGAGAUGGGCUUUUAAUAAAAAAAUCAUAACAGAAAUUAGAUGACGUGGAGUGUCGUUUUCUUUCUAUUCGAGGUGACGGUGAGAAGGAAAACCGUGUCGUUUAUAUGAUUAAGUAAAGAAACGCUUGCCGUUUAAUAUUUUAGCUUGGCCUGGGUGCCGUGGCAAGUCAUGAUUGGUGGUUUCUUCGCCGAUGUAAAAUUCAACAGAUCGAGAGAGAAAAAACUCUCUCUCCCUCCUCCGUUCACCGUCGCGACUCGGCUCUACAGUACAUUUUGUUGAGCAAUCUCGUAUUUAGAGGAUUCCAAUGUCUGGCGCAGAGGAUAAUAAAUCUUCCCAUGCUCAGCUUUCGUCCCAAAUUUUUCUUGAUCUUGUGGAUUCGGUGAUAGCUGAUGUAGCAUCUGAGUGUCAUCGGGUAGCACGACUAGGACUUGAUCGUGAUUUGGAUAUAGUAGAAGAAGAGUUGAGAUUGUCAGUGGAAGCGCGUGCGAAGAUCGCUGAUCCUAGCAACAACCUCGAAACCAACACCAAAUAUGUUGUUGAUAUAUUUGGGCAGACUCACCCUCCUGUAGCUAGUGAAGUGUUCAAUUGCAUGAACUGUGGGCGACAAAUUGUUGCAGGAAGGUUUGCUCCUCAUCUCGAAAAAUGCAUGGGAAAGGGAAGAAAGGCUCGUGCCAAGACAACCAGAAGCACAACGGCUGCACAGAACCGGAAUGCACGACGCAGCCCCAAUCCACGAUAUUCUCCUUAUCCAAAUUCUGCUAGUGAGAACCAGUUAGCAAGUGGAUCACCUGGUGUUGCAGGUGAAGACUGCUCAAAUUUCACAGUUCGAGAGAACGUGAAAGGAGACUGAAGUACAACUGAUGAGAGGCUUAUACUGAUUACUGAACGACAAUGUGGCUAGUAACUGACUCGACCAGACUGGUAUAAAUCGAAUUGCUAGGUUUAUAUUCAGUUCACAAAAAAAGAGAGAAAAGCGGCGCAAAAGGAAAAGUAGCGGAGGUUCAUAAUGUAGCUAUUUCUACAGCUUACUAAUGGGGUAUCAAUAUAUUAGUACAUGCACCAUCAUGUUAUAAUUACAAAAAACUCUGUAGAGUCCUCAAUCAAACAGUUCCCACUGUUGUGUUAUGAUUGUUAAAGUGUUUGGAGCAAAAGAAAAGCACAAAAUUCCGGACCUGGCAAAGGCAAAUCCUGCUUGGUUGCGUUGUGGUUCAUGUCGCGGUUGACUGUUUGUUUUCUGACAAGAAACAGUAAAAACAGACAAGUCUUUGG
Molecule: messenger RNA, 1462 nt
Organism: Arabidopsis thaliana (thale cress)
Lineage: Eukaryota; Viridiplantae; Streptophyta; Magnoliopsida; Brassicales; Brassicaceae
Product: SAGA-associated factor-like protein
Exons: 5
Coding region: 498-1043 (181 amino acids)
Biological process (GO): chromatin remodeling
Cellular component (GO): DUBm complex; SAGA-type complex; nucleoplasm
Source: RefSeq, marked reviewed